UGAACGGUGACCGGAACGGGCGACCGGGUGGACGGUCACACGGCGGGGUUCACGUGCACCGAUCGCACUGAUGGCCGGCGGUUCCCGUGCGGAGACUGACCUCGCCGGUACCGGCGGCCCGGGAUGUCCCAACCCAGCCUGGUGCCGAGGACCAGCGGAGGACACCGCGGUACACCUGCCGACCACCGGUAUAAAGGGACACAGCGGUGGGAGGAGGGCACAGUUCGCUACUGGUCAGAUCCAGGACAACAGAUCGGUCAGAUCCAAAACAACAGACAUGAAGCUGCUCGUGUUCGCCGCCGUGCUGGCCGUGGCCGCCGCCGCCCCGUCGGAGCUCCCCUACGAGAGGAACAUUGUCGAGAUCCUCCGACAGAACAUCGACCACAACGACGACCAGUCCUACCAGCACUCUUUCGAGAGCGAGAACGGCAUCUCUGUGUCGGAGUCUGGCCAGCCGGAGGAUGACGACAGCUACAGCGUGUCGGGCCAGUUCAGCUACACGGCCCCCGAUGGCGUCACCUACACGGUGCUGUACUCGGCCGGCGAGCAGGGCUUCCAGGCGCAGGGCGACCACCUGCCCACCCCGGUGCCCACCGAGUACCCCACCCCGGAGGUGUCGGAGGAAGAGGAUGAGGAGGAAGAAGAGAAGGAGGAGGAGGUCCGUGGGGAGCCCCAGUACGAGCGUGUCAUCGUCGGCUACCGGCCACGAUACAACUAGGUCAUUAAAGAACACGUUUGAAACAACGACGCUUCAUGUGUUUGGAGGAUGUUAAUAUGAGCGGAUGUAAUUGUUCCUUCCUUUUGCGUAUUUAUUCGUUUUUUUUUUACCAACAAUUAAAAGCGUCUUGUGUCGCUGCUUAUCGCCUGCAGCAAUGACUGCAUAAUACAUAUUUUCGAUGUUCGA
Amphibalanus amphitrite is the source of this 904-nucleotide messenger RNA. RefSeq names its product cuticle protein CP14.6-like. The coding region runs from base 71 to 718 and encodes 215 amino acids. The transcript is spliced from 3 exons. Lineage: Eukaryota; Metazoa; Arthropoda; Thecostraca; Balanomorpha; Balanidae. Gene Ontology annotation, cellular component: chitin-based extracellular matrix. Gene Ontology annotation, molecular function: structural constituent of chitin-based larval cuticle. The record is from RefSeq and is a predicted model, not a curated record.